ACAGGUUUAUAUACAACGACCAUACAACGACCUUUUGACAGAUAAUAGUUAAGAAACUGUAUUAUUAUUUGUCUUUGACGUGAAUUUGAUAAAUACAUAAUAGUAAAUAGUGUUUUUUAGAUUGUGUUGAAUAUUAAACUGUUUAUUUUUUAACAUAAUGUGCUUUCUAUUGAUAUAAAGACUGUGUUAAAUCUCAAUAAAAAAUGGAUCAUUUAGCUCAAGAUUUGUCAAUUGCUCUAGAAGAAACAGAAAGUUGUGGAUCCCUUAACAUUAUUAAUGUUGGGAAAUGGGGCAUGAGACGAAGGACCAGAUCUGCAGGAAAUCUACAUUUGUACACAAAUAAAGCUGGUGAGAAUCGUUCUGAUGAUAGUUCCAGCAGUAAUUCAGAGAUUAGAAGCGAAAAACAUCGUAGUAAGUUGGUCAGUUUCCACCAGUCUGACUCUGACGAUAUGACGUUUAGCAUGACGGUAGAUAAAACAUUUAAUCAGAGAACUUUACGAAUGAGACACCCAAUGUACAACUUUCUAAAAGGUGUAAGCCAUUGUCUAGAAAGUGACUCUGUUAAUGAACAUUCUCCAGCAAGACCCAAUAUAAGAAGGAAACGAAAGUUUAAGAGGAUGAGCAUAGACGAAGCGCCUAUGCCACCAUGCGGAAAGAGAAAGAGACCACAAAGAUUGGAAAUUGUUGACAAUGGAAAAUCUCUUAGACACAGUACAAAAAUUAAACCACUUCACCAGAGCUUAGUUGACAAGAUAGAAAAGUUCUGUUACCAACCCAACCUUCUGACCAAUUCCAUGGAAAUACAAAGUUAUGAUGAAAAUUGUGAAAUAGCCAGCGAAAGUAGUAUCAGCUGGAGUGGGGGAGAGGGCCACGAAGGCGAUGAUGAGCUUACAGAUUGGGCUCCAUCUAUGGAGAGUUCUUCAGCAAUGGAACCACCUUUUAAUGACUCUGAUCCACGAGAGAUAAGAGCAGGUUGCAGAAGAUUAAGGGAAGAACGACCUGGAUUCAGCAUAAACACGAGUGCCAAUGAAAGAGUAUCAAAAUUUCUACAAGACACUUCCAAAUCAGAACUGAGACUGUACGGAGCUGAGAGAGACAAGUUAGGCCAAUUGGCCGCUUUAUAUUCUCUCGAGUUAUGGGUGGAGUCGCCGAAUUCGACGUUGUUGCGAAAAACGAACCGAACGCCCUCUAUGCAGCCGACGCAAAGACAUCAUUCUGGACUGUCGGCGGUGCACAAGAAGAUCCGCACCCAAAGCCAUCAUAUGAUCUCUUAGUUAGUGUAAAUAGGCGUUGAAUGUGAUAUUGACGAUUUAAUUGCUUCACUGAUGUUUUGCCUAUUUGGAAUUAAGGAUGCAGUCUGGCCAGAUUAUCGGAGAAUAGGCCAUUUUUGGGAAAAGUUAUUUACCAGCAAUUUUAUUGCUGGAAUCGAACCUUAUGAUUGUAUAUAUUAAUAAUAUAGGUAUGCAAAAUCCGCAGAUAGUGUGCUACUUUUUUUAUAAACAAAAUGGCGCCCGAAAAUCGUGUUUUUUUUUUAAUUUUUGCUCUAUAACUCCAAAGAUUUUAACUUUACACCAAAAACACCAAAAUAAAAAUUCACCGUAAUUAAAUUCUGCAUAGAGACUUGUUAUUCCCGAUUUACUUUGACGAAAAUUAUUCCCGGAAAAUGCCGGAUUUUCCAACAAAAUCUUUAAUUUUCAACUAAAAUUUUAGAUAAGUAAUUGUUUAUCAAUAAUUAAAUAACUUAGUAGCAUAAAAGCUCUUUUCGUAUAGAUUAUAAUUCCAGAAGCCGAUGGAAACUUAAUGAACAGUUUAGCAACAAUUCAAUUGUUAAUUAAAAAUUUACGGUCGCUAUAAUAACCACAAUAAUUAUGAUACAUAAGAAUAACUAUGAUUUUUGUAUAAAAAGACACUGUACCUAUCUAAUGUACUUUACAGAAUUGAAAUUGGACUAUUUAACCGGCCUCAGGAAUAUUUUAAAAUUAUAAACAAUUUUUUGGCUUAUAAACAAAUAGAAUAUCUCGGGAAAUAUUAAAUUAAAUCAUGAAAACGGUGUUGGAAAAAAAGCGGCAGGACGCUUCUUUUAAGAGAAAAAACAUUUAAUUGUGAUAAGUGGUUCCUGAGAUACAGCCGGCCAAAUUUGACCGGCAUUUACGGCCAAGAUAUAAACAAUAGGAUCAUAAUUUUCAAACCAUCGCCUUUUUAUUUUUAUCCUAUUUCUUCACACCAAUUUUCAUAUCUUUAAAAUAAUCAUAAUAUAAUAUAUUAGUAUAAUAAAAGCUAUCGAUAUAACAAGUGAAAAUUGCCAAAAAUAGCAAAAUUCCAAUCAAAAAUUAGGUUGGAGAAAAUGUAAUCUCAAAGUUUAAAAUCGGUAUACGUUAAAAAAAUGCAUUUUCGCGGCUUCCCAUGGAGCAAUUUCAUUAUUUUUUUGUUUCCAAAUAACUCGAGAAGAGCUAUCUAACUAACGCAUUAUUAAAUGCCAAAGUUGCUUUUGUUUUGUUAUAAUAAAUUAAUUUGUUUAAAUAAAUAUUGUUUAAAUAAUUAUACAGCUUUCAAAUGAGAAUAUUUGUGUUUUUAACGAUAAAAGGUGCACUUGUAGUAAGUUUAUCUAAAAAAAGUCUACAACUGGAAAAAAUAUGUAGUUUUCUUUCUCUUAUAAAUAAAUUAAUCUAUUAUAACAAAACAAAAUCAAAGUUUGACAUUUAGUAAUGCGUUAGUUAGAUGGCUAUACUCGAGUUACUUGGGAGCAAAAAAAGAAUAAAGAAAAUUGCUCCAAGGGAAGCCGAGAAAAUGCAUUUAUUUUUAACGUAUACCGAUUUUGAACUUUGAGAUUACAUUUUCUCCAACCUGAUUUUUGAUUAGAAUUUUGCUAUUUUUGGCAAUUUUCACCGUAAUAUCGAUAGUUUUUAUUAUAAUAAUAUAUGUUAUGAUUAUUUUAAAGAUAUGUAAAUUGGUGUGAAAAAAGAGGAUAAAAAUAAAAAGGUGAUGGUUCGAAAAUUAUGAUCCUAUUGUUUAUAUCUUUGCCGUAAUUGCCGGUCAAAUUCAACCGGUUGUAUCUCAGGAACCACUCAUCAUAAUUAAACGUUUUUUUCUUUUAAAAGAGGGGUCCUGCCGCUUUUUUUUCCAAUACCGUUUUCAUGAUUUAAUUUAAUUUAAUAUUUCCCGAGAUAUUCUAUUUGUUUAUAAGCCAAAAAAUUGUUUAUAAUUUUAAAAUAUUUCCGAGGCCGCUUAAAUAGUCCAAUUUCAAUUCUGUAAAGUACAUUAGAUAGGUACAGUGGAUUUUUAUACAAAAAUCAUAGUUAUUCUUAUGUAUGUAUCACAAUUAUUGUAAAUUUUUAAUCAACAAUUUAAUUGUUGCUAAACUGUUCAUUCAAUUUCCAUCGGCUUCUGGAAUUAUAAUAUAUACAAAAAGACCUUUUAUACUACUAAGUUAUUUAAUUAUUGAUAAACAAUUACUUAUCUAAAAUUUUAUUUGAAAAUUAAAGAUUUUGUUGGAAAAAUCUGCAUUUUUCGGGGAAAAUUUUUGUCAAAGUAAAUCGGGGGGAACAAGUCUUUAUGCAGAAUUUAAUUACGGUGAACUUUUAUUUGGGUGUUUUUGGUGUACAGUGAAAAUAUUUGGAGUUAUAGAGCAAAAAUUGAAAAAAACACAAUUUUCGGGCGCGAUUUUGUUUAUAAAAAAAGUAGCACACUGUCUGCGGACCUUGCAUACCUAUAUUAUUAAUAUAUACAAUCAUAGGAUUCGAUUCCAUCAAUAAAAUUGCUGGUAAAUAACUUUUCCUUGUAUUUUGCUAAUUAGCCCAGAGUAAUGCACGUUUUAUUUUUACUGAACGGAUCCUGUAUUAUAUUGUUUCUCCUUUUUUUAACAAAUGACCCAUUUUCACUGUUUUUAAUACGCUAAAUGUAAGAGUUUCUGGUAGUCGAUAAUGAAGAGAUGAAAUGAUUACUGGACGCUAGGACAAAUAAUACCCGGAUAAAUAAUCCCGGACAAAAAAUUCCCACAAAAAAUUCUUACAAAUAAUUCCCAUACAAAUAAUCCCCGGACAAAAAAUCCCGGACAAAUAAUCCCUGCAAAUUUUUUUUGGACAAAAUAUCCCCACAAAAAUUCCAGACAAAAAUUUCCCAAGAAAUAUUUGCUGCCAAAUCGUUCUAUGAAAGUUUUCCCGUGAAUGCAAUCGACUCAAAUGUUUUUCAGCCUCAGCGCAUGAGACUUAUAGCCAUCGCCAUGAAACCGAUUUCCGGCACGAAAAUAAUGAUCAGCAAUAAUUAAGAUCAAGCCUGAAUUGUAAUUUCGAAUUCCAAUUGCAUGCCGAAAACUUCAAAUUUUACGUGACAAAGGAAUGUGACUUUUUUCAAAAAUCGUGGAAGAUAUGAGGAAUGAGGUAAUAGCCCGGGAGGUAGUGUCAAAUUUGACCGGAGCAUUUUAGCAUGGCUGUUUUCUUUUUAUUUAGUUAAGUAUUCCGAAGCUUAUUAACAAAUGAUGUGUCAGCUGGCCCAAAACCGGGGAUUUUAGGCAAGAAAAGGUAAAAUAUGAAACUUGAUGGAAAAACGCUACAACUUAUAUGUCAAAUAUUUAUCUCCGUGACUUAUAUCUAUUAAUAGCGUAGAGUCAUAGCCACCUUUACUUUACAAGCCAUGAAGAGAAAAAGGCAACGUCGCAAUUGAUGACGUCCGUAGUCUGACUUUCGGACUACCGCUUUCGAAACUACGAUUUUAAAGUACAAAUUCUGGUAAAAUUUAUAGUAUUUUUUGAGUCGAACAAGAAAAUAUUAUUAAUUGGAAGUUUGUACAAAAUAAUAUUAAAAGUAAUUCCUUGUAAGUAACGUUUAUUAUACAAAAAAAAAAUCAAUAACAAGAAUAUAAACGGGAUUCAUUUUUUUCAAAUCCUAAGAAAACUAAUAAGUAUUUUUCAAAAAUUUAAACGCAGAGUGAAAGAUUACGUUAGGACCAAGGACCUAAAGUCCCUGAAAACUUCUAUGUUUAUUUUAAUAAGUUACAGGGGUAAAAAACUAAGAAAAUUUAGUGUGAUUUUUAGUUUCAAAUAUGUCAUUAAAAAAAACUUUUUAUUUAUUCUAAGGGAUUUUUGACCCUCGGUAAUAAAGUAAUCUUUUAUUCUGCGUUUAAAUUUUUCAAAAAUACUUAUUAGUUUUCUCAGAAUUCGAAAAAAAUGAUUACCUUUAAAAUACAGGCGUCAAAAUUUUUCAUUUUGUUCCUUUCCCCUUAAAGUUUGUCGCACUUAUUUAGAAACACCCUGAAUUGAUAAAGAACAAAUCUAGUUGUUAAACAUAAGCGAAUUAAUAAAAAAAAACAGAAUAUUAAGAAAACCGGAGUCUAUAGUUGGGUUUUAAUUUCAGUAUUUUUUAAAUGCCCGGUACACCAUAAAAAUUUAACUAUUUAGCAACAAUAUUAUUACAGCGGUAUUGUUAAAGAAUUAGGCUAUAACAUAUUAUAAAAAUCACUUAAAUCUGCCAACAGGUUUAGGAAAUAUGAGACAUUAAAAAUGACAAAAUUUUUAAGUGGACGGAUUUCUAUAUGCACGCAAGUUUAUAUAAAAAUAUAUUAUAUUGAACUAAAAUCAUCUUAAUAACAUACCUUUUAAUGUUCUUUAUAAUUUGGAGCACGAAAUAUUGUAAAAUAUUUCAGUUUCUCUGUAAAUAAAGUGAAAAUUAUUUAAAAACAAAUGAGAACUGUCAGAAUUAUUCGGUCUACCAAUAGAUGUUGCCAAGUUUCAACUUCAUGGCUUGUUAAGUAAAGGUGGCUAUUGUAGAGUACUUGGCUCCUAGCUUUCACUCAGGCGGCUCGGGUUCAAUUCCUGCCGUUGCACAUUUUUUUUUGUUUUUAAAAUUAACAUUUUAUUUUGAAAAAUAAUUAUUUUUAAAAUACCACGUUUUUAUUAUUUAUACUAGACAAUAAAAAAAAUGUCUGUAUGUCUUCAUAGAAUCGUAAACUAUGCAUUUGAUCAUAUUAUGAUUGACCUUAAUAAACAAAAAACAAAUUUGUUGUACCCCUGAAGGUUCCCGAAAUGGUACGACCAAUCUAAGUGAAAAGGGGGGUGCCCCCCCCGACAUUAUUUUUGAAGUUAUACUUCUUUAGGCGCGAUUGAGAGUAAAAUUUCAUAAUACACACAGACAGUAUGGCGUUUAGUUGCUGAAUGUUUCAAGUUAUGUAUAAAUAUAUCAGUGCAAGAAAAAGUGUGAAAAUAAUAUAUUAGUGUUUUUAGUAAAUAUAUUUAUUAUAAUUUUUGUGUCUUUGGAUUUGUCUUCCUCAGGAGUAAGAUGAGUAUUAUUAAAACAUUUUAUUUUAUAUUUAUUAUACUUCACCUUGUCUGUUUGUUACCGUGAAUUGUCGUUAGGUACGUCCGAACCAUUAAAGACACAGUCCUCGUAGCGUAUUUGGUAUAGCAUUCGGCCAGAGAUCGAGAGGUCUUGAGUUCGAAUCCGGAGCAAUCCUAUACUUUUUUUUUAUUAUUUUUUUUGAAAGCAGAAACAAAAUUAGUUUGGUAUUUAAAAAAAAAAUUAAAACAAAGUAUAUUUUUGUUUUUAAGAAAUCAUAUAAUAGAAGUAUAACUUCUUACGUGCGUACAAAGUACACACACAUUCUUUUUUUAUUUUUUGGGACAAACUGUUUUUAAUCUUUGCCAAACUAGUUCAAGAAUAUUUUUUUAUUACAUGUUAACUAGUUGACCCGAUAAACUUCGUACCGCCUCAGAACUAAAUAAUGUUUAAAAGUUAAAUACCUAUCUAAAAAUUACCAGAAAGCCAAAAAAUACUCAAAAAUAUUGAGUAUACUUUUUUCUAAUAAACAAUAUUGUUUUUGUGGUGUCUGCCGUCUGCGUAAAUAAUGAUUACUUAGGUUGGUCGUAUUAACUCAGAAACCUUCCCGGGUUCAUGUACAACAACUUUGCUUGUGGUCAUCAUAUGAUUAAACGCAUAGUUUACGAUUCUAUAAGGGACAUACAGACAAACAUUCAUUUUUAUAUAUAUAGAGAACAGGGAAAUAUUUAGAUUGCUAUUAAAAAAUGGGGGUUGGUGAUAGAAAAGUGAAAAAUUAGAGUUGUAUGUAUCUUUUGGUUCUACACCAUAUAAAAUUAAGAAAAAACAGUUUGUCAAAAAAAAAAUAAAAAAAAUGUCGGAGGGGGUAAGGAGGGCAACCCCUUUUUUCACUUAGAUUGGUCGUACUAACUCAGGAAGCUUCAGGGGUUCAUGUACAACAACUUUGCUUAUUAAGGUCAAUAAUAAUAUUUUUAUGAUCAAAUGCAUAGUUUACGAUUCUAUAAAAGACAUACCUACAGACUUUUUAUAUUGUGUCGUAUAAAUAAUAAAAUCGUGGUAUUAUAACGUAAAAUGACAUAAUAAAAUCGUGAUAUAAAAUCGAGAUAAUUUUUUGACAUAUAAAUUGUAGCGUUUUUCCAUCAAGUUUUAUAUUUUACCUUUUCUUGAUUAAAUUCCCCGGUUUUGGGCCAGCUGACACAUCAUUUGUUAAUAAGCUUCGGAAUACAUAACUAAAUAAAAAGAAAGCAGCCAUGCUAAAAUGCUCCGGUCAAAUUUGACACUACCUCCCGGGCUAUAAGGCUGUGGGAAUCAUGUUGUAAUUAUUCAUUAUCAAAUUUAUCCCUAAAUCAAACCGGACAUAGCUGCUCAGGGAGAGGCCAGAUGGGAGAAGGUCUGUAGGACGGCCUAGCAAAAGGUGGAAAGAGGCAGUCAGAGAAGAUCUAGAGAAAAUGGGAGUGAGACAAUGGGAAAUAGUGGUGCAGGACCGACAAACAUGGAAGGCAAUAGUAAACGCGGCAAAGACUCUCGAAGAGUUAUAACGUCAUUGAUGAUGAUGAUGACUAAAUAUUUUUGACGUUAAAUUUACAAAACGGAAGAGGUUUUUUUGCAUUACAAUCAAGAUUAUCGUUUUCAGGACUAGUAGUUAUCAUCACAAAUAGGCAUUGUUUUGAAGAUAGUUCUUCAAAACAGAGUGAGCAAAAGAUUUACGCGAAUAAUUACAGCAUGAUUCCUUGCACAUUCCCCAUAUCUUCCAAUGCCUUGGCACAUUCCACGAUUUUUGAAAAAAUUCCCACUUUUUUGUCAUGUAAAAUUUGAAGUUUUCGGCAUGGAAUUGGAACUCGAAAUUACAAUUCAUGCUUAAUCUUAAUUGCUAAUCAUUAUUUGCGUGACGAAAACAGGUUUCAUGGCGAUUGGAAAACUUUUAGAGAACUACUCGGCAGCAAAUAUUUCUUAGGGAUAUUUUGUCCAAAAAAACUUAUGAGGAUUAUUUGUCCGAAAUUUUUUGUCCAGGGAUAAUUUGUGGGGAUUUUUUGUCCAGUAUUAUUUGUCUGAACCCCGAUUACUGACUUAAGGCAGCGUUGUUGUAUAUUUUGUUUUAAAAAUGUACUUCAUUUUAAAGGGUAAUUUAGUAUUCAUUGGAAAUUAAACAUUUAUUUAUUUUUAUAUCGUCAAGGUUUCAUUUAAUGUUAUGUAUUUUUAAGACUACGGAGUAGAUGUUAUAAUGUUUUUUUUUGUUAUUUUUAAUUUGGAAAUAUAUAUCCUUAAAUAAAAA
This is a messenger RNA of Diabrotica virgifera virgifera (western corn rootworm), 8538 nucleotides long. RefSeq names its product G patch domain-containing protein 2. The transcript is spliced from 5 exons. The coding region runs from base 204 to 1274 and encodes 356 amino acids. The record is from RefSeq and is a predicted model, not a curated record. NCBI's taxonomy places the organism in Eukaryota, Metazoa, Arthropoda, Insecta, Coleoptera, Chrysomelidae.